AUGAGCUGGUUUGGAAUCUACAGGAGAGAACGCGAGUGCGGGGACGAGAAGCUGCGUGAGGUGAGGAAAGGGACGCACAGACAGCUGAAGGAGAACAAGCACUGCCAUGGACCCACGCACCGCUUACUGCUGCUGGGGCCUAUGGGAUCUGGCAAAAGCACCCUUUUCAAGAAGGUAAAGAUGCUGCGUGGGCAGAGGUUUGAUGGAGCUAGUGAGCGGGCCUCUGAAGUGCAGAAGGUCAGAAACUCCUUAAAGGAAGCAGUUGAAAAUGUCUUGUUGGCUAUGAGUAGCUUGCGGCCACCUGCUGAGCUGGCCCACCCUGAGAACCAGUUCAGAGUGGACUACAUCCUGGGGGCCAGAGAUGAGCUCAGGUUCAGUUUUCCUCCUGAAUUCUUCGAGCACAUCAAGGCGCUGUGGGAGGACGAGGGUGUGCGCUCCUGCUACAACCGCUGUGCACAGGCCGGGCUGCUAGACCACUCCCGCUACUUCCUGGACAAGAUUGAUGUCAUCAGGAAGCCCCACUAUAAGCCCAGCCCCGAGGAUCUCUUUCGCUGCCGCAUCCACAUCCCAAGAAUCUUUGAUAGCAAGUUUCAAGUGGACGAAGUCAACUUCCACAUGUUGUGCGUGAACGGGCUCUACUACAUCAACCGGGUAUGGGCCGAGAUCCUCAAAAACUACACUGCCAUCAUCUUCAUGGUGGACAGCAGCAGCUACGACCAGAAUUUCAUGGGAACCAACAGACUGCAGGAAGCUCUCAACAUUUUCAGGUCCCUCUGGUGCAGAUGUCCUCGCCCCUACUGUGUGCUUCUCUUCCUCAACAAGCAAGAUCUCCUGGCUGAGAAAGUACUUGCUGGGAAAUCGAAGAUCGAAGACUACUUUCCAGAAUUUGCUUACUACACUACUCCUGAUGAUGCUGCUUCUGAGCCUGGAGAGGACCCUCGCGUGACUCGGACCAAGUACUUCAUUCGGGACAAGUUUCUGAACAUCGCCAGUGCUGGUGGCAAUGAGGACAGCCACUGCUAUCCUCAGUUCACCUGUGCUAUGGACCAUAGGAACAUCCAGCGGGUGUUCAGCGAGUGUGCCCCACUGCUCCUGCACUCAGUGAAGGAAAGAGCUGCUCUUAGGAGUAAACUGUGCUUUGAUUAA
Octodon degus (degu) is the source of this 1146-nucleotide messenger RNA. Its product is annotated as guanine nucleotide-binding protein G(s) subunit alpha-like. The record is from RefSeq and is a predicted model, not a curated record. Bases 1 to 1146 code for a protein of 381 amino acids. Gene Ontology annotation, molecular function: beta-2 adrenergic receptor binding; GTP binding; ionotropic glutamate receptor binding. Lineage: Eukaryota; Metazoa; Chordata; Mammalia; Rodentia; Octodontidae. Gene Ontology annotation, cellular component: heterotrimeric G-protein complex. Gene Ontology annotation, biological process: sensory perception of chemical stimulus; adenylate cyclase-activating dopamine receptor signaling pathway. The transcript has a single exon.